This is a messenger RNA of Nakaseomyces glabratus, 1959 nucleotides long. RefSeq names its product Fps1p (gene FPS1). NCBI's taxonomy places the organism in Eukaryota, Fungi, Ascomycota, Saccharomycetes, Saccharomycetales, Saccharomycetaceae. Gene Ontology annotation, biological process: glycerol transmembrane transport; water transport. Gene Ontology annotation, molecular function: water channel activity; glycerol channel activity. Gene Ontology annotation, cellular component: plasma membrane. The record is from RefSeq and is a predicted model, not a curated record.
AUGUCUCAUCAGCAAGGGGGAUCCAAAAAUCCCAAUGCUAUGAGUGAUUUGAACGAAUACUUAUCCAACGAGGAUCGCAAUAGCCAAGAACGUAAUGACCGUGAUGAUUUUGAUGUUGAGAUGCAGGAGUACACUCCUCAGCCAUUCAAGAGACCAACUGCAUCUUACAUCCCUGAAUAUAUAGGCACAUCUAACCAGUUUCCUAUCCAGGAGGUUGUGCCAAACACUAAUAUCCCAAUUCAUCAAUUGAUGGAGAACCACAGUGCUGCUCAGAGUCCCAACAGACCUAGUUCACCUGUCAACAACAGCAACAUGAACAACCUCAGUGGUGACAUGUCUACCGCUGCUGCUACAAGUGUUAAUGUCAACACUACAUCUAAUACUGACCAUCUACGAGCCAGAGAUCACACUACAGUAUCAGCUAACGUGUUGAACCUAGGCCACUUAUACAAAAAUAACUACGGUAAUAACAACGAUGACGGUGAUCACAUUUCUGUCCAGGAAGGUGUAACCAAUGACAGUGAGAGUAAACAAUAUGGUACUAGAAGAGAUCGUGCUACCUCUUUCAUCUCUAGGCUAGCAGGUGGUGGUGAUGAUGGUUCACCAAAUGAUCCAAACCCUGGUAAUGCAUCUGUUCCAAUUAUCGUUAAGCCAAAGACACUAUAUCAAAAUCCUCAAACCCCUACGGUUUUGCCAUCCACAUACCAUCCUAUUAACAGAUGGUCUCUGGUGAAAAGUGGUGUUCUGAAAGAAUUUUUGGCAGAAUUUAUGGGUACAAUGGUCAUGAUUAUUUUUGGUUCUGCUGUUGUCAUUCAGGUCUUGUCUGGUGGUAAAGCACAACAGGACUCUUAUUUAGCAGCCAUGGAUGCAUUAAGCCAAUCUGAUCUAAGUGCUGGUGAGAAAAUGGCUUUUGAAAACUUGACUAAAUUGGUUUCAUCUGUCAGUGCAGGUACAUUCGAUGAUAUUGCUCUUGGUUGGGCAGCAGCCGUUGUUAUGGGUUACUUCUGUGCGGGUGGUAGUGCAAUUUCUGGUGGUCACUUAAACCCAAUUAUUACACUUGCUAACUUCGUUUACAGAGGUUUCCCAGCUAAGAAGAUUCCCUUUUAUUUCUUUGGUCAAUUAUUUGGUGCCUAUGUUGGUGGUCUAAUUGCCUACGGUUAUUACAAGAAGGUUAUCUCUGAGACGUUUCCAGACCAUUUCAACAGUGAGACUGUUGUGUCUAUGUUCUGUGUUGUUCCAAAACCAUAUCUAUCAUCUGCCAGACAGUUUGUUUCCGAAUUCUUGUGUGGUGCCAUGCUGGUCGCAUGUACGUUUGCACUAACAGAUCCAUACACCUCUCUAUCUGGUGAUGUGUUCCCUCUAAUGUUGUUCCUAUUGAUCUUCAUGUGUAACUCUGGUUUGGGUUACCAAACAGGUACUGCCAUGAACAUGGCUCGUGACUUAGGUCCUAGAAUGGCGCUAUACACAGUUGGUUUCAGCAGAAAGCUGCUAUGGACCUCGCAUCACCACUUCUUCUGGGUGCCUAUCUGUGCUCCAUUCAUUGGUGCGCUAACUGGUGGUCUAGUGUACGAUAUCUUCAUCUACCAAGGUCACGAAUCGCCUGUCAACUGGCCAUUCUCGUUAUACAAGGAGACAUUCCAAAGAUGGUGGUUUAAGAGACCAGGCUGGCAAAGAAGAAACAAGGCCAGGAGAAUGUCUGACCUCAGUGAGAUCUCCUACGCUGAGGACGAGGACCUGGACAACACAUACACUGGCACGCGGUUCCCUCGUGUCACCAAGACCAAGUCGUACCACUCCAGCCACAACACUGACGAGAAGAAAGUGCAAUUCAAGUCUGUGCAAAGAGACAAGCCACAUAACCAGAACAUGGCUGCUGUGCUGGAUGACGAGUCAUCGUUGGAGACUGCUUCGCUAGGUGACUCAUACAUAGAACAGUACAGUUCCAAGAACAGUAACUGA